AUGGCUACUCUCGCGACCUUCCGCAUCCCGGAAGUCAACAAUGAGCCCAAUGUCCUCUACGCAAAAGACUCGCCGGAGCGUCAAAAGCUCACGGCCGCCGUGCAGGCCCUCAAGAAACAGGCGCCCCUCAACAUCCCCAUCGUCGUGGGUGGGAAAGAGCUGAAGACGGAAAAGACCUCGCAUCAACCCAUCCCCUCCUCCCACAAAGACACCCUGGCCACAUGGUCCCACGCCUCUACCUCCCACAUCUCGCAGGCCAUCGAUGCCGCCCUCGCCGCCAAGCCUGCAUGGGAGCAGCUGCCCUUUGCCGACCGUGCGGCCAUCUUCCUCAAGGCCGCCGACCUCAUUAGCGGCAAAUACCGCUAUGAGAUCUGCGCAUCCACCAUGUUGGGCCAGGGCAAGAAUGCAACGCAGGCGGAGAUUGAUGCUGCGGCGGAGACGUGCGACUUUUUGCGCUUCGGCGUCAAGUAUGCUCAGGACUUGUACGCGCAGCAGCCUACGCACAACUCCCCUGGCGUGUGGAAUCGCCUGGAGUACCGACCACUCGAGGGCUUUGUGUAUGCCAUCACUCCAUUCAACUUCACCGCCAUUGCCGCCAAUCUGCCCGCCGCGCCCGCGCUGAUGGGCAACGUGGUGGUGUGGAAGCCUUCGCCUUCGGCCAUGGCCUCCAACUGGUUGAUUUACAACAUUCUAUUGGAGGCUGGUCUCCCCGCGAACGUCAUCCAGUUUGUGCCCGGUGACCCAGUCGAGAUCACCAAGACGGUCCUGGCACAUCGCGAGUUCGCGGCCUUGCACUAUACCGGAUCGACCGCCGUUUUCCGACAAUUGUAUGGACAAAUUGGUGCGGCGACGGGUGAGGGCAGGUACCGAGGCUACCCUCGCAUUGUCGGCGAGACGGGCGGCAAGAACUUCCACGUCGUCCAUUCGAGCGCGAACGUAGAGAACGUGGUGAUCAACACUGUCCGCGGCGCAUUUGAAUACCAAGGGCAGAAGUGCAGCGCGACCAGCCGAGCAUACUUCCCCAAGAGCCUCUGGCCGCAACUCAAAGCCGGACUCGUAGAGGAAGUGAAGAAGCUGAAAAUCGGGCCGCCAGAGGAGUACGACGCCUUCGUCGGCCCCGUCAUCCAUCAGCAAUCCUUCGACAAGCUUUCAAAGGCCAUUGACGACGCCAAAAACGACGCCGACCUCGAGCUCGUCGUCGGCGGCUCCUACGACGGCAGCAAGGGCUUCUACAUCCACCCGACCAUCUACACCACCACCAACCCCAACCACCCCCUCCUCGACAAGGAAUACUUCGGCCCCAUCCUGUGCAUCUACCUCUACGACGACACCACCGCCAACCCGACGCAGGCCUUCGUCGACGUGUGCAAACUCUGCGAUGCUACAUCCGAGUACGCGCUCACGGGUGCAGUCUUCGCACAGGACCGCGACGCGCUGCGGUACGCCGAGGAGGCGCUGCGCAACGCCGCCGGCAACUUCUACGUCAACACCAAGUCGACCGGCUCGAUUGUGGGGCAGCAGCCGUUUGGCGGGGCGCGCGCGAGUGGCACGAACGACAAGGCGGGCUCGCCGAACUUGCUGGCGAGGUUUGUGUCGAUGCGGUCGAUCAAGGAGGAUUUUGUGGGGAACAAAGAGGUGUUGUAUCCCAGCAAUUUGGUGUAG
Messenger RNA from Neohortaea acidophila, 1662 nucleotides. RefSeq names its product Aldehyde/histidinol dehydrogenase. The record is from RefSeq and is a predicted model, not a curated record. The coding region runs from base 1 to 1662 and encodes 553 amino acids. Gene Ontology annotation, cellular component: mitochondrial matrix. Lineage: Eukaryota; Fungi; Ascomycota; Dothideomycetes; Mycosphaerellales; Teratosphaeriaceae. Gene Ontology annotation, molecular function: L-glutamate gamma-semialdehyde dehydrogenase (NAD+) activity. The transcript has 2 exons.